AUGAUUGCCAUUUUUUCUGCAUGCAUAGUUCGAACUGUUGAAAAGAUUGAAUAUGUACCAUCACAUAUUAAGUUUUCGCAAUUAGUGCGUAAUUAUCCGAGUACUCUUCAUUGUCCUUGUUCAAAAUUUGGUAUUACUUAUGAUACAUUUGUGACAAUUCAAAUCAACUUUCAUCAAGUUUGUUCAAGUCAGUUUAUUCAACAAACAUGGAUUGAUUCAAUAUUCAAUCAACAAAAUAUGUUAUCUUUAUCAUCCGAUGAUUUUCGUAGAACUCUUAGUCUUUUUUGGCAAGUAAUCGCUAGCUUUUGUAUGAUGAACAAUAGAACAUGGAUUGAUACUGUAACAAGUUUUGAUGCAUCACGAAUUCUUAGUCCAAGAGCAACUGCCGAAGAAGUUGUUCGAAAUCAAGUUCAAGCAGAUCUCAAUAAUUAUAUUAUUUUGGCUCAAGCAACAUUUGCUCGUAGUUUACUUGCCAUUCGUCGUACAACAAGUGCAAAUCAAAUUAUUUCAGCUUUAGCAACUAAUUUCUAUCUUCAUUAUUUACCAACAGAUUUAGAUUCAUCGGAAUCUCCAAAAAUGUCACCACGUAUAUUUAAUAAUUGUUCCUGUUUGAAUAUUGCAGGCUGUCCACAUCCGGCUACUUUUAAUGAUAAUUACAAUCAUAUAGUUACAAUACCAGGACUGUUAGAUGAUUGUUUAAUUAUUGAUGGUACACUUUCUUCUACACUUGAAUGCUACUAUAAUCAAACAUGUCUUUCUCUUUUACAUCCAUCAUUGACCAUAGAUGUAGAACCAUUAAUAAACACUAGAAACAAAUAUUUUAUGGUAAAUUCGACUGUGCAAAUGCUAUUAGAUAAAAUAAUGAUUGAUGAAAUGAUAAGUGAUAUUCGAUUUGAUUUAUAUUAUUCUCAAUGCAAUCCUGCUUAUUGUUCUUAUUCAUAUACACAUCGUUUCGAUGUUCUCUUUAUUAUUACUACAAUCAUUGGUAUCUUCGGUGGUCUAUCAUUUGCAUUACGAUUUAUUUCACCUUUUGUUGCAGCAAUAGUAUUACGAUGGAAAAAUAGACGUGUAUUUGAGGAUAAUGUAGAACAUGUAAUGCCUACGCAACAACAUCAAUGUAAGUUAAAACUCCCUUUUUGA
Rotaria sordida is the source of this 1140-nucleotide messenger RNA. Lineage: Eukaryota; Metazoa; Rotifera; Eurotatoria; Philodinida; Philodinidae. The record is from the annotation of a GenBank genome assembly.